CUGCGGAGCUGCGGAUUUUUUGGGCUCGAUGCCAGCGGCGGCCAGGCAUCAGCCUUCGCUUUCCCCUCUUCCACGUCCACCCACCAGCCAUUCGGUCAAGCCAGCCGACUCGAGUGUGUCACGUUCAAGCCAAACGGUGGCAUAGAUGAAGGUCGUCGGCCUGCUUUCUGGCGGCAAAGAUAGCUGCUACAACCUCUGUCAUGCGGCCAAGCAAGGUCACGAGGUUGUAGCUCUGGCCACAUUGGGUCCUCCGGACGGCACAGAGGAGCUGGACUCGUACAUGUACCAGACUGUCGGACAUGAUGCUGUGCACUUGGUCGCGCAAGCGAUGGAGCUGCCGCUGUACAAACGAGUCAUUUCUGGCAAGCCCGUCAAGUUGGGCAGCGACUACGGUUCCCGACUGCCGCUCCCGCAUCAGAACGCAAGCUCGAGCGUAGCAACCAACAAAACGUCUGGCUUUUCUGCCUCUUCAGAGAACCGCGCCGCUGCUUCGACCUCCUCAACUGCAGAAGAGCAAGACGAAACGGAGGAUCUGUACCAGCUCUUGUUGAACGUCAAGCAAGGUUAUCCUGAUGUGGAAGGCGUCUCAGUAGGAGCAAUCCUUUCCAAUUAUCAGCGGGUCAGGGUGGAGCAUGUCUGUCUUCGAGCAGAUUUGAAGCUCUUGCCUCUUGCUUUCCUCUGGCAGCGGCAUCAAAGCCAGCUGCUGGAUGAGAUGUGCAGCGCCGAGCUCGAGGCUGUACUCGUCAAAGUGGCUGGUAUUGGCUUGGAAGCGAAACACCUGGGCAAGAGUCUAGCACAGAUGCGACCGACUCUGAAGAGACUAAAUGACCUCUACGGCUCUCACGUUUGUGGGGAAGGCGGGGAGUACGAGACGCUGACUCUGGACUGUCCGCUUUUCAAGCGUCGCAUAGUGCUCAAUGAGACUACGACACAGGUCCACUCAGACUCCGGCUUUGCCUCUGUCGCAUACUUGCAGAUCAAGCGGGCACACCUAGAAAAGAAGUCGGAUGAUGCCUCUACUUUGCAAGACGUCCCUGUGCCGCCCCUGCUGGACGCGCUUGGCGAGCGCACAAGGCGUGCUGCUGCGAGCUUAGGCGGGCCCGGCGAUGCUGUAUCCGGUCUGGCAGCCUCCGUGACGAGAUCACGUCUGCGUACGGCUGGCCCUACAUUUGCGAAAGCGAUUGAUGAACAGCCUCUCUACACCGCAUCCAAGAAGGGACAUCUUCUUGCUGUGGGCGGGAUCCAUGGAAAAGUCAGCGGCGAGAUGCCAGCAGUCGCGAAACUAGCAAACGUCUCGGAUGAUCCCGCUGCUGAAUUGCAAAGCCAAAUCACGACCGCGUUUCAACGGCUGCAAGAUGCGCUUGCGAAGUACGACCUUUGUUUGGCUCAUAUCCAUCAUUUGAACCUCUAUCUCAGGUCUCAAUCUGACUUUGCGCAGAUGAACCAGAUCUACUCCAGCAUGUUUGGCUCCGAGCCCCCCUCUCGAGCAUGCGUAGGAGUAGCCAUCCGCGGCGGCAAUUCGGAAUGCUUGAGCGAGGACGCAGCUCUGUCUUCUCAGCGGAUUGAUCUGGUAGAAAAGUCACAAGCGAAAUUCGUAAUUGAUGCUGUGGCUUUAGACGAUGGGUUGAGAUAUCGACCGGGUGGCGAGGUCACUGGUCAGCCACGCUUCGCGAGAACGGUGGUACACGUGCAGGGCCGCAGCUACUGGGCCGCAGCCAACAUAGGACCGUACAGCCAAAGCGUUAGAGCAGACUCACAUCUGACCAUCUCUGGUCAAAUUGGCUUGCGCCCGAUGGAUCUAAGCUUGGCGGAGGAUGUCCCCACCCAGCACGCCAUGGCCUUGCAACAUGCUCGACGGAUCCUACAAGUAGCACUGGAUGCACAGGGACGUGCAUCUGCACACUGGAUCGAAAGCUGCAUAUGCUGGCUCGAAGAUGGCCCAUCUAGCUGUGGUCAAAGCGGAUCUUUUUCGCUACUCGAUGAGCGUCAAAGGAGGCUGCGCACCGCGAAAGCGGCGUGGAAUGCGCAGAUCGCUAAUCGAGCGUCUGGAUCGGAUUCGGGCUCUGACGCCGAGGAUGAGGCACAGUCGCCCUCUUUCGACGAGACGUGGCUAGGUUCGCACGCUUCGCCUUCCAGCAUUCCCAUCACCUACGCACUUUUGCCGUUCGGCGCUUUGCCGAGAGGUGCAGCAGUCGAGUGGCAGCUUACGGCAAACGAUGGUAGUCGAGGUACAGCGCGGUAUCCAGCAGACGACGAAGCGAAUGAUGCAAAUCAAGAGGCGGACAGUGACAGUGACGGCGAUUCGGAAGAGGGCGUAGAAAUGCCGCUCUUUGCAGAGGCAAAUGAGCUCUUGCAGCUCGCUGAGAAUUUGUGGCGAGUGCAGUGGAAGUCUGCAGGCUCUCUCAGGGGCAAGAAGGGUUUUGCCGUCGUGCAUGCCACCAGAAUAUCCACCACAGAGGCUGCCUCCCUACCUGCACCUGAUCCACAAAGCAACAAUUUGGUCGCAGGAGACAAUGCAGAGAGGAAGAGUGCAUUUUUGCGGAAUGCCCUGUCCAUUCGCAUCUUGUACUCGGAGCAGGUCGAUGAAUGGGAGGCUCGCGGCUUGACGGAAGAGCUGCUGCAAAGCUCGUUGGCGGAAGGAACAUCUCCACCAGCCCUCACAUUCGUGCCAGUGGUGUCCGUCUUUUCCCACUCAGGACGUGACGAAGGGCCCGCGGACCUGUGUCUGCUGAUCAUGACCGCCUAGCUUCAGGCAUGUAAUGCUGAUCAUGUUGCAAACAUUUG
Messenger RNA from Ceraceosorus guamensis, 2784 nucleotides. RefSeq lists its product as hypothetical. NCBI's taxonomy places the organism in Eukaryota, Fungi, Basidiomycota, Exobasidiomycetes, Ceraceosorales, Ceraceosoraceae. Gene Ontology annotation, biological process: protein histidyl modification to diphthamide. Gene Ontology annotation, molecular function: diphthine-ammonia ligase activity. The record is from RefSeq and is a predicted model, not a curated record. The coding region runs from base 146 to 2746 and encodes 866 amino acids. The transcript has 7 exons.